This is a messenger RNA of Mangifera indica (mango), 1664 nucleotides long. RefSeq lists its product as uncharacterized. The record is from RefSeq and is a predicted model, not a curated record. Bases 144 to 1442 code for a protein of 432 amino acids. The transcript has 6 exons. Gene Ontology annotation, molecular function: lipid binding. NCBI's taxonomy places the organism in Eukaryota, Viridiplantae, Streptophyta, Magnoliopsida, Sapindales, Anacardiaceae.
UUCUAAUGACAUCUCGCGCUCUUCUUUCUCUCUCCCUCACUCUCGGUAGAUCUCGCACGCGGACGAUAAAUGUGAAAUUAUUUUAUCUAGGAUAAGCUAAAUGUUCUCGGAAAAUUUUUAAUUUUCUCGGGAAAAUCUUCAGGAUGGACGAGAUCUUCUUUGAUAUGAUGGAGUUUUUGAAGAGACCUUCAAUAACCGAAACAUUUGUCGACAUAUUGCUCUGUGCAGUGCCUAUUUGGCUGGCCGUGAUGAUUGGCAUGGUGAUCGGCUGGUCCUGGAGGCCCAGAUGGACCGGUUUGGUGUUCCUUGGGCUCCGUAGCAAAUUCCGGUUUAUCUGGACCGCGCCGCCAGGGUUCGGUGCUCGGCGGCUCUGGCUCGCUUUUACGGCUCUUUCGGCUUUCUCAGCUUGCCGCGCGCUCUGGAAUAAUUUCAGAAGUAAAAGUGUGAAAUCGGCUACCGAUCCGCUGCCUGCGCCGACGGCCGCGGAGGGAAGCGGUGAUGAUACAAGUGUAAGUGCAGAAAGAGAGCAGGAUGUUGUCACAGAGAAUGAUUUAGAGCACCUAUUGCAUCUACUUGAAGGGAAGGAUGGAGAGAUGGAGUGGCAAAGUCUGAUGGAGAGGUCCAACCCCAACAUGACAUACCAAGCUUGGCGUCAUGAACCUGAGACAGGUCCUACAGUUUACCGCAGUAGAACUGUCUUUGAGGGUGCAACUCCAGAGUUGGUCAGAGAUUUCUUUUGGGAUGAUGAGUUUCGGCCGAAGUGGGAUCCUAUGCUUGCAUACUUUAAUAUAUUGAAGGAGUGCCCCCAUACUGGGACAAUGGUUGUUCACUGGAUAAAAAAGUUCCCUUUUUUCUGCAGCGAUCGGGAAUAUAUCAUUGGUCGAAAAAUAUGGGAGGCUGGAAGGACUUAUUAUUGUGUGACAAAGGUGGUGCCAUAUCCAGGUUUGCCCAAGCAUGAUAAGCCAAGGCGAGUGGAGCUUUAUUUCUCAAGUUGGGUUAUCAGAGCUGUGGAGUCGCGUAAAGGAGAUGGUCAGCUGACUGCAUGUGAGGUUUCUCUUGUCCAUUAUGAAGAUAUGGGUAUCCCAAAAGAUGUGGCCAAGUUGGGUGUGCGACAUGGGAUGUGGGGAGCUGUGAAGAAGUUGCACUCAGGCAUGAGAGCAUAUCAGAAUGCCAGGAAAUCAGAGUCUUUAUUGUCUAGAAGUGCACUCAUGGCAAGAAUCACAACAAAAAUUUCUUUCGAUGGAAGCAUGGAUUGUUUGGAUCCAGUUUCUGACGAAGAAUAUACAGGACAGAUUGUAGACACCAGAAGGCAGAGAGAUCGUGGCAUUGAUUGGAAAUGGAUAGUGAUUGGUGGAACUGUGGCUCUGGUUGGUGGACUUCAUACAGGUGCAAUUGGGAAGGCGUUGUUGCUUGGAGCUGGUCAGAGGAUUGUCCGGCGGUAAACCUUUUUUAAGCGAGGACCUUGUAUCCAUUAAAUUCUCAUUAUCAUUCAAAAUUUUACUCACUUUUAAUGCAUCCAUCAAUUGCUUCAAUUAAGAUUAACACAUAUUUGUUAUUUUUCUAUAUAGGCUCAAGUUAAGACCACAAUAUCUGUCUUUACUUUAGGUACUGAUUUCAGUAUCUCUGUCUGAAUAUUAUAUAUAUGAAAAUCAUUUAAAUGUGAA